CGCACGAGCUGCUGCACGUCUUCUCCUUCCUGGAGGCGCGCGACCUGCUGUGCGCCGCGCAGGUGAACAAGGUAAAAGGAAGUGAGAGUAAUCUGCUACAGGUCACUGUGAAAGCCAGUAUCUAAAAGAAAGAUCCUCAGAGGUCUGGAAUGAGGUUUCUAGGACCAAGGAACUGUGGAGGCAGCUAUGUUUGAGACGCUGGUCUUGCAAAGCCUCCCCAGUGGUUGUGGGCACACAGACAUGGAAACAGUACUAUUUCUGCCGGUCUGAGCUAGAGUUCCGAAUGGAAUCUGGGCGGCCACAGGACUUCAUCUGCAAAGCUAUUCCUGGACACACAGGACAGGUAGAUCAGCUGGCCUACAUCUCAUCCAAUGAAUAUUGCUUUGAUGGAAGGGCAAAAUCUGUGGUUUGUACUGUGUCCUCAGAUGGUACUGUGCGUGCCUGGGAUUUACGUGAGGACACAGAGCUGUGGUCCAGCUCUGUUCAGCCUGCUCCUCUGGUGAAUUUGGUGGCUUAUCCUGAGCUACAACUGGUUGUUACCGUGGACAACCAGGGGUUGAUCAAGGUGUGGAAAGCAGAGAAUGGGUAUGAGCUGGGAUCCUUCCACCUACCAACCUAUUCUUCUUCAAUGGAGACCUGUGGCGACAGAGAGAGCCCCUUCCUGCUGGCAGCCUGUGCUGAAGGGGACCUCUAUUCACUGAUGGUGCCUCAGCUGCAGGUGGUCUCCAAAGUGACUGCAUUUCCUCACACUUCUGUGAGUCUCGACUGCUCUCCAGACCAACAGUGGGUGUGCGCAGCUGCACAAGGUUCAGACUUGGGCCCAAAGGUGUACUACACUCGGUCUUUGCUGUAUCCAUCAGAAGACAAACCUCCUAUCUUCACUACCCUCCCCAUCAGGCUGAGCUGCAGAGCCUGCUGGGCCCCUGCUGAGGCAGCCAGGCUGAUGGUGAUGCACAGAAGUGACUUCAGCACACAGCUGGUUAUUACCACCUUCGAGUUAAAGGCAGAGAAGUCCAGGGAUAGAGUGAACCUCCUGGCACAGCAGCUGGUCAGUUUCCUCUUGCCAGAUACCAUGGUUCCACCACAGCUCAUGCAGGGCCACGGAUCCCAGGUGAUUCUCCUUGCCUCUGGGUCAAAGCUGGUUCUGUUCACCACACAUGGCCUGCAGCUGGUGGCUUUCCAGGAUCACCAGAAGCCCAUAACAUCCAUGUGGGUGGACCAGGACAGAGUCAUCACCUCUUCCUUAGACCUCUCUUUGCGUGUCUAUGUGUGGAAUAAGAAAAGUGAAUUUCCUGUCCUCAAGAGCUGCUACCAUUUGCUUGGUGGAUCCCACAGAUGGGCUCGUGGAUUUACCCAUGUGAAAAGUGACAGCAUGAGCAUUGUGGGUGUAGAAGCCAGAAGCACCAGAACAAGUAUUCUGAGGUCAUAUUACUACAGAGUUCAGCUUUGCUAAAAGAAAUUCUACCAGCCAGGCGUGGUGGUGCAUGCCUUUAGUCCCAGCACUUGGGAGGCAGAGGUAGGAGGAUCACCAUAAAUUUGAGGCCACCCUGAGAAUAGAGUGAAUUCCAGAUCAGCCUAGGCUAGAGUGAGACCGUACAUCAAAAAACAAAAACAAAAACAAAAGAAAAAAAAUCUACCAGCUGAAGAUGUACUCACUUGGGUAGAGUUUGCAUGCAUAUGAAAGUUGAAUGAUGUUAAUCAACUUUGGAAGAGGAAUUGGUAAUUCUCUGAUGCCUACUAUGUACCAAGCAUACUAUGCUGUGUGAUUUUACCUUUAAAUCUUCACAACAAGCUAAUUAAGAAGUU
This is a messenger RNA of Jaculus jaculus (lesser Egyptian jerboa), 1806 nucleotides long. RefSeq names its product F-box/WD repeat-containing protein 12-like. Gene Ontology annotation, molecular function: protein binding. NCBI's taxonomy places the organism in Eukaryota, Metazoa, Chordata, Mammalia, Rodentia, Dipodidae. The coding region runs from base 284 to 1453 and encodes 389 amino acids. The transcript has 11 exons. The record is from RefSeq and is a predicted model, not a curated record.